AUGAGGGUUGGGGAAAGGGAUUGCCCGAGGGUUGGGGAAAGGGAUUGCCCGGGGGUUGGGGAAAGGGAUUGCCCGGGGGUUGGGGAAAGGGAUUGCCCGAGGGUUGGGGAAAGGGAUUGCCCGGGGGUUGGGGAAAGGGAUUGCCCGGGGGUUGGGGAAAGGGAUUGCCCGAGGGUUGGGGAAAGGGAUUGCCCGGGGGUUGGGGAAAGGGAUUGCCCGAGGGUUGGGGAAAGGGAUUGCCCGGGGGUUGGGGAAAGGGAUUGCCCGGGGGUUGGGGAGAGGGAUUGCCCGGGGGUUGGGGAGAGGGAUUGUUGGCCGAAUGUUGAUAGUUGGACGAAUCUCAGCAACGGUAGGCUCAUGAGGGUUGGGGAAAGGGAUUGCCCGAGGGUUGGGGAAAGGGAUUGCCCGGGGGUUGGGGAAAGGGAUUGCCCGGGGGUUGGGGAAAGGGAUUGCCCGAGGGUUGGGGAAAGGGAUUGCCCGGGGGUUGGGGAAAGGGAUUGCCCGGGGGUUGGGGAAAGGGAUUGCCCGAGGGUUGGGGAAAGGGAUUGCCCGGGGGUUGGGGAAAGGGAUUGCCCGAGGGUUGGGGAAAGGGAUUGCCCGGGGGUUGGGGAAAGGGAUUGCCCGGGGGUUGGGGAGAGGGAUUGCCCGGGGGUUGGGGAGAGGGAUUGUUGGCCGAAUGUUGAUAGUUGGACGAAUGUUUGUGUUGUAUUCCGCUUCUUAAAUCUGGGUCCAAACUGA
Molecule: messenger RNA, 738 nt
Organism: Volvox carteri f. nagariensis
Lineage: Eukaryota; Viridiplantae; Chlorophyta; Chlorophyceae; Chlamydomonadales; Volvocaceae
Exons: 2
Coding region: 1-738 (245 amino acids)
Source: RefSeq, a predicted model, not a curated record